CCAACGCAUCCACAUGCGACACGCACACACGAGCGUACUCUACGGAAAGGAACGAAAAGGAGCAGUCAGCAGAAGAUUAAAAAUAUUUGUUUGAAAACCUGAAGUUAAGAAAAAGUUUUGUUUCGAAAUAUCACAAUAAUUGUUUAACUCUCUCUUGUAAUCAUGAUUAUUCUUCGCUUCACAUCUAUGAAAAAAUAAAACAUUUUCUUUGCGACGUUUGCGACUAAAUUUCUGACUAAGGUUAAGUUAUUCAAACAACAUUUUAAACAAAUCUGAAGUAAAAAACAUGGCUCAAAGCAGGUUGGAAAAAGUAGGAACCAUUUUUUCCAGAACAACUUCAUUAUUGAAAGGAGGCGUGAUGAAAGAAGAAGAUGUUCCUCUUUGGCAUGCGAUUUACAAAGCAUUUCCUCCGAAAUACGAACCAAGAUUCGACAGGCCAGGAUCGCAAGCCCCCAUCAAAAAUAUUUAUUACACCGAAGACGUCAUUCGAGCGAAAUUUCAAGACGAUUUCGCGAGUGUAAUAGACAGUAACUUAUACUCCAAGCAACCAUCACGAACUCAACAAUUCAUUGCUGAGUAUCGAAAACUAGAAAAGGAAGGCGUUCCUGAAUCUGAGUUGUACGAUAAAACAAAAGAAAAAUUUGUUUGGUUAUUGGACAAAGUUCAUGAGAAAAAAGAGUUAAGAGAUACUCGACAGGCACGAGAAAGGCAAGAGUUAAGGCAGCAAAGCAACUUCAAAUCAGAUACUGAUUUGAAAAAAUCAAAUGUUGAUAUGCGAAAAGUAUUUGGAUAGAGUGCCUCGUGAACUGAAUCUUUUUAUAAUAAAUUCGUCACAUAUUAUGAGUUAGUGGAUCAAUUCAAAUUAUUAUUAGUUUACCAGAUAUUUAAUAAAUAGUUUGCAAAAUA
Molecule: messenger RNA, 906 nt
Organism: Belonocnema kinseyi
Lineage: Eukaryota; Metazoa; Arthropoda; Insecta; Hymenoptera; Cynipidae
Gene: mRpS23
Product: 28S ribosomal protein S23, mitochondrial
Exons: 4
Coding region: 287-793 (168 amino acids)
Biological process (GO): translation
Cellular component (GO): ribosome; mitochondrion
Molecular function (GO): structural constituent of ribosome
Source: RefSeq, a predicted model, not a curated record